Messenger RNA from Linum trigynum, 2545 nucleotides. The record is from the annotation of a GenBank genome assembly. Lineage: Eukaryota; Viridiplantae; Streptophyta; Magnoliopsida; Malpighiales; Linaceae.
CCGGUAUUAUUCCGGUAUUUUCCCGGUAUGGUACCCUAAUUUUAUCGGUACGGUUUUUUAACAGAAAAAUAAUUUUUUUAUUCCAAAAACGGUAUUUACCGGUAGGAAACGGUUGAACCAUGGUUGUACCACGAUUUACCAUGCCAAAAACGAUUCCGGUUUGAUGUCCGGUACGGUUUCGUAAUCCAUGGUUGAUGCAGGGAAUAAGGUCAAUAUCCAUUUUUGCAAUUUGAAUCCUAUGCCAAAAUGCUCUCGCCGCACUACCGUCACCAUCGCCAAAUUACUCCUCAGUCGGUCGAGCUCUGCAUUCCAUCAAUUGCUGCCCUGUAAGUCCCCUUCCCUUGCUUUGCAGCUGCACUUCUCAGUCGCCACUCAAUCAAAUUCCCACAAGGACGACGGACGCCAUGAAGCCUGCAAUGGAAAACGUCAAGAUGGAAACGAAACCGAACUUCCGAUUCAUGACAAGAUAUUCAAGUCCCCUGCCAAGAUGGGUUCCUACCAGUCGGGCGACUCCUCUUUCUAUUCGCUCAUCGAGACCUACGCCAAUAAUUGCGAUUUCGAGUCGCUGGAGAAGGUUCUGGGUCGAAUGAAGAGGGAAAACAGGGUGUUUCUGGAAAAAAGUUUCAUUCUUGUGUUCAGGGCUUAUGGGAAAGCUGGCUUCCCUGGGAAAGCCCUGGAGUUAUUUGAUAGAAUGGCAGACGAAUUUCAGUGUAAGCGUACUGUGAAGUCGUUUAACUCUGUUCUGAACGUUGUUAUACAUGCGGGUCUUUUCCGCCAGGCUCUGGAGUUUUAUGAUCAUGUUGUUAGUUCAAAACAUGUCAACAUCUCGCCUAAUGUGUUGUCUUUCAAUUUGAUCAUCAAGGCUUUGUGUAAGCUUGGACUGGUCGAUAAGGCGAUCCAAGUGUUUAGGGAUAUGCCGGUUAGGCAAUGUGACCCAGAUGUGUACACUUAUUGCACACUGAUGGAUGGGCUUUGCAAGGAGGAUAGAAUUGAUGAAGCGGUUUCACUAUUAGAUGAGAUGCAAGUUGAGGGCUGUUUUCCUAAUCCUCCCACUUUCAAUGUGUUGAUUAAUGGGUUAUGCAAGAAGGGAGAUUUGGCACGGGCGGGAAAGCUAGUUGACAACAUGUUUUUUAAAGGGUGUGUUCCUAGCGAGGUGACUUAUAACACACUUAUUCAUGGGUUGUGUCUUAAAGGGAAGUUGGAUAAGGCAGUAAGUCUUUUGGAUCGAAUGGUCUCUAGUAAAUGUGUCCCAAAUGAGGUCACUUAUGGUACAAUAAUUAAUGGACUGGUUAAGCAAGGAAAGGCACUUGAAGGGGUUCAAGUGUUGGUUUCAUUGGAACACAGAGGGCAUAGUGUGAAUGAGUAUGUUUACUCAACUUUGAUCAGUGGGUUGUUCAAAGAGGGCAAGCCUGAAGACGGGAUGAAGCUGUUUAAGGGAAUGAUAGAAAAGGGAUGUAAACUUAACACUGUUGUAUAUAGUGUUGUCAUAGACGGUUUGUGUAGAGAUGGAAAGGCGGAUGAAGCCUUAGAAAUUCUUUCUGAAAUGGAGAAUAAGGGUAUUGUGCCCAAUGCCUUCACUUACAGCUCUUUGAUGAAGGGGUUCUUUGAGAUAGGCAAAUCCCAUAAAGCCAUUGAAGUGUGGAAAGCUAUGGCAAAGGGAAAAUGUGUUGAGAAUGAUAUUUGCUAUAGUGUAGUGAUUGAUGGCCUAUGCAAGACUGGGAGUAUUGAAGAGGCAAUGAUUGUGUGGACACAGAUGUUGCACAAAGGAUGUAAGCCUGAUGUCAUCACAUAUAGUUCAAUGAUUCAUGGCCUUUGCUGCUCUGGCUCUUUGGAAGAUGCUCUAAAGUUGUACAAUGAGAUGCUUUGCCAAGAACCAAAUUCUCAACCAGAUAUUGUCACUUACAAUAUACUUUUUGAUGCUUUGUGCAAUCGGAGUAGUUUGUCUACUGCUAUUGAUCUUUUGAACAGAAUGUUGGACCGGGGGGUUGAUCCUGACGUUGUUACCUGCAACAUUUUCUUGAGAGCAUUGGGAGAGAAGAUAGAUCCACCUCAAGAUGGAACAGAGUUCUUAGAUGAACUCGUGGUUCGGUUAUUUAAGCGACAAAGUACCUUAGGGGCUUCCCAAAUUCUGGGAGUCAUGCUGCAAAAGUUUUUGUUGCCAAAGGCCUCUACAUGGGGAAUAGCUGUUCAGGAAUUUUGUAGACCAAAAAAAGUACAGGUAGCGAUUGAAAGGUGCCGGAACAAUGUAUAUGGGUAGAACAACCACAUGGAUCCUUAAAAGCCCUAUGCUGAAUGAUGUGCAUAAUCAUGCAGAUGAUAGAACAGCUGAGAGAGAUCACAGCUUUCCUAAAAGUUGUGCAUUGAAAAAUCCUCCUUCCUCAUAAUGGCCCAUACUUCUGUUGGUCUCAUGGUUCAAGUGGAAGUUUGAAAACAGUUCAUGAUGCAGAUUAUGAUGAACAUGGCUCAGGAUGCUUUCUCGUGAAAUUGGUGAGCAUGCUAAUAUUUCUUCGUAUCCUUGGACCUUUCUGCAUGGUGUUAUACUUCA